GCCAAGACUCACAGAACCCGGAGAACAGACGGGAGAGCGUCCGCCUGAGUGACCGCCACAUCCCGCAGUGCUCCUCCCCGUCGCAGGGCGCUACAGCCACCAUUAAAACCAUAGGCAACCUGAGAAAGCGCCGGGCAGCCGCCGGCAACAGCAGCAAGGUGGCCAUGGCCGCGAUCCGCAAGAAGCUGGUGGUGGUCGGGGACGGGGCUUGUGGCAAGACCUGCCUGCUGAUCGUCUUCAGCAAGGACGAGUUCCCCGAGGUCUACGUGCCCACCGUGUUCGAGAACUACGUGGCCGAUAUCGAGGUGGACGGCAAGCAGGUGGAGCUGGCGCUGUGGGACACGGCCGGCCAGGAAGACUACGACCGCCUCCGGCCGCUCUCCUACCCUGACACGGACGUCAUCCUCAUGUGCUUCUCCGUGGACAGCCCGGACUCCCUGGAGAACAUCCCCGAGAAGUGGGUGCCCGAGGUCAAGCACUUCUGCCCCAAUGUGCCCAUCAUCCUGGUGGCCAACAAGAAGGACCUACGGAACGACGAGCACAUCCGCAACGAGCUGGCACGGAUGAAGCAGGAGCCGGUGCGGACCGAAGACGGACGGGCUAUGGCCGUCCGUAUAUCCGCCUACGAGUACCUGGAGUGCUCCGCCAAAACCAAGGACGGGGUGAGGGAGGUCUUCGAGACGGCCACCAGGGCGGCGCUCCAGAAGAGGCACGGCCCGAGCGGGGAGUGUAUGAGCUGCUGCAAGCUCCUCUGAUCCUGGAGACUGUAUGUACUGGUACCCACCUGACAGAGGGUGGCCUGGCCCUGAUGCCAGGAUGGUGACCCCCAGACUAAGACCCCCCCUCGGGGAAGGAAAGCCACCUACAGUAUUUGGGUGGGGACAGGGCAUUGCUUGUGACCUCUGUGCCCUUUACACUACCUUGAAAGGGGGUCGCCCCCUAAACUGAGAUGGGACGCAUUGCCUUGGAGACUCCUGUACAUUGAUCUGUAUGGUCUGAACUGCGCUCUGUGCCUCCUCUGCAGCCGACGUGUUCAACUUUUUUUUUUUUAUGGUUUUAUUUAAGUUUUCCUGUGAAAACAGAAGUUUUGCACAUUUUUUUUAUUUUUUUUUACAUUUUUUUUUGGACACUCAUGCACUUGCUGUCUGCGUACACACUGUAACGCGAUUGCUACGGGCGGGACAAGAACGUCCGCUUUCUCCUGAGAUGCGGAUGUAGUAAAGCUGAGUUUGUCACGCGGCACAUGUCACGUUGCGUAGGUCUGUGGGUGAACGAGAAGCGACGCAGUGGCCUCCCGUGGAAUUCGGCUCUGCUACAUCUGUACUCGGUGUAUUGCUUUGUUAGAAUGAGAGUCGGCAACAUCCAGCUGUUCUGAAACUACAACUCCCAGUAUGCUGCAUUCACUUGUAUGGG
Bufo bufo (common toad) is the source of this 1413-nucleotide messenger RNA. RefSeq names its product rho-related GTP-binding protein RhoB. The record is from RefSeq and is a predicted model, not a curated record. Gene Ontology annotation, biological process: small GTPase-mediated signal transduction. The transcript has a single exon. The coding region runs from base 165 to 755 and encodes 196 amino acids. Lineage: Eukaryota; Metazoa; Chordata; Amphibia; Anura; Bufonidae. Gene Ontology annotation, molecular function: GTPase activity; GTP binding.